CAUAGAAGGAACUAGAAAUAUUGGAAAAAAUGAAAAAUUGAAAAAAAAAUACAAAACAACCGUAAACGCCAAGUACAUCAUAUGUUAGGCCGAUUUUUAGAAAAUUUCUAGAAGUACUGUUAUGUAUUAACCAUGUGCCCCUCCCCUUGAUCGACAUCAACUUCUCCACAUUCUACUAAUAUGCUACUGGGACAGUUUUGCUCCUAAGUGUAUUUCCAUGUUGUUCUGUAUGCGGUGGUUCUAUGUCAGCUCGGCCCUGCCGUCUUUCUGAUAUAGUCCGACCAUCUGGCUCGUGGUUUUCCGUCACCUCGGCUUCCCAGUCGAGGUCUCCAGAACAAAACUCGCUGGCCCCAUCGGUCAUCAUCCCUGCGCCGCUACACCGUGGGUUAACUAAACGAAGAUUUUAGAGGUGUUUUCUUGAUUGCAUUUAGAGACUAAAAUAUCAUACAAAGUUUCCUGAAAUCGGUCUUGUUUUAGAGAUAGUGUAAAUUUUGUGAACAUUUAUUUUAUUUCUGUUAUAACAUAGUGAAGACGCGUUUUUAGCUGUGAUGCUUUUGACGACCGGUCUGGCCUAGUGGGUAGUGACCCUGCCUAUGAUGCCGAUGGUCCUGGGUUCGAAUCCUGGUAAGGGCAUUUAUUUGUGCGACGAGCUCAGAUAUUUGUUCCUGAGUCAUGGACGUUUUCUAUGUACCUAUUUAAGUAUAUGUAUAUUAUAUAUAUCGUUGUCUGAGUACCCAUAACACAAGCCUUCUUGGCUUACCGUGGGACUUAUGUGUAUAUAACGAAACUGUACAUAACGAAAGAAAAUAUGCAAUCUAAAAUCCUAAAAUAGACCUCAUAAUCAUAAAAACACCAUCGACCUUGAAGCUACAGCGCGCUGCUUGAAUCACUCUAGCGCAGUCGAUUCAGUAAUCCGCGAUUUUUGCACAGACUGCUCGUAUUUUUAGACACAACGCGUAUAAUAUAUUUAAAAAUAAUAAUUUGUGAUGUACGUGAAACACUAUAGAAAAGCAAAACAUUCAGAAUAGAUUUUCCAAGAUGACGCAAUUCAUCCCGCUAAAUUUAUCAGGAAACAAUUUAGGAGUACGACACCGUCAGUUAAAUACGCGGGUUAAAGAUGCUUUCCAAUCAUCAGUAUCAUUUGAGUCCAUUCAAGAUCUUCCCGAAGCCACACCAGUGGACAGACUUUUCAAGAUCGCCCUUGCUUCAAAAUACAGAAACAUUGAUUACAUAAUCAAAAAUCUAAAAGAUCCAGACAUGCUAUUUGUUUCUAAAGCUCUAAAAUGCACUUGGCUAUUGGAAUCUGAAUACAAAGAUAAAAUAAACGCAAACUAUUUGGAGAAUGAGCUAUUUCCACAGAUGAUGUCAACCGCCGUAUGUAAAAUGCAGCAUUGGCUACAACAACACUUACGUGAUCCCGACCGAUGCAAAGAUUUUUACACUUAUUACAAGGAAAAACAGUUUAAAAUAGCUAUAAAAUUUCUUUGGCAUUGCUCCAACGAAUAUCUACUCGAAGAGUUCAAAAAUAUCAUGGACAGAAUAGGUGUACGAAAUUUGAAAGUACUUAGUGAAAGAUGCCCACAACUAACCAAAAUAUUUUACGAAAAUUUAGAACAAAAACGAAAUGUUUUGAAACAUUACCUUGACGAUGAAAAAUCUUUCUUUUUUAACAUAAAACAUAUCUUGAAAUCUGAUCCGGAAACAUUUUUCAAUGUUGUUGAAAAAUACUUCAAUGUUAUCAAGUUUAAUUCCUUUGGGCCAGACAUUACAAAACACAUAAUGGUCUAUCACAGAAAAAGAUUCUUUUAUAAACCUGAAUUCUACACAGCGUGGUUACUAAACAUUCAUAUUUUAGCCAAGUAUUUAAGCCCCGAGGAAGUUAAAGAGGUUGUUCUAAAAUUAGCAAGAGCCGAGUACUUGGGAAACUGGUUUACUUAUCAAAAGGUAGAACCUUUGAUCAAAAGGCUGAACAAAGACGAAAGAGUGACAUUCAAAAACCUAGUUUUUGUGGAUAAAAAUAUAGGAGAUAAACUUAAAGACUGGCCGUACACUCCGCCUAGCUCACCUAUUAUGAACGAAAUUCCUGGGUAUAGCCUAUUUAAGGACAAAGAACAUGCAUUAUCACACACUUCUCGCUUUAAAACAACAAAACGUGUAAUAAAAAAAAGAAAAGGCCCAAUACAAGAAAACAUUAAGAUACAUGUACGCCGAACUCUACUUGAUGAUUUAUUUGAUCGUUAUCGUUUUAUGAGUUUCGAAGCGACUUUCUCUGAUCUUCGAAAACGUCUUAAAGCUGAGAGUAAUCUACAAAACCGUGAGUUCAUGAUGCUUGUGCUGGUCAGCAAGUCAGGUGGACGCGAAGAAAGUCUUAGAACUUUGUUCGGGCUAUUAUCACAGUAUAAAAAUGAGCCUGUGCAUUUUCGAGCAGCUAUUGUUCGAAGUUUGGUGAAACGUGCCUUUGUGUGGCGUUUACCUGAUGACUUAUGGGAUAACUUGCAGCAAUGGGCGCAUGGAAUGGGUUUAGAUGGAGGCCCCUCAGAAAUUAAUUGCACUGAGGGAGUGCAUGCAACUGUCUUGCGAAAUCUUCUCACCGAUCAGGGAUAUAAUCCAGUUGUUACAAAAUUAUUCUUUGAUAACUUUACAUAUUUUAACGAGUACUCAUUAAGUGCCACAGAACGCAGAUUACUAAGAACUAGCCUACCCAAAUUGCUACUUGAGGCGGCUGUUUCAAAAACGGGAUCUGCAAAACAGACACUUUUGGAGCAAUUACUGAGUACACUUGGUGAGUAUCAUAUUCGCUUUGACAAAUAUCCUGGUGUUAUAGAAGCUAUCGCAACAGCUGUCCAAGAAGACCGAGAUUCUUCUCAAUAUCUGCUCAUCCGCUUAUACAAUGCUGGCGUUGCUCGGAAACAAUUUUUCAAGGAAAACUUUUCUUUACAUCACGAUAUUGCAUCAUACAUGAACGCCCUACGACAUGACAUUUCAGUAAUUCAUGUUGAUAAUAGUGAUGAAUUUCUAGAAGUUGUAGAAAUGGAAGGUUCUUCGAGUUAUCAGAUUUUCUUAAGAAAAUUGAUAAUAUAUUUCGCGGAACCUGAAGGACUGGCAGAGCAGUUCCAUAUAUUUUUCAAACAAUUAGCUGAAACAAAGCCACAUAACUGUCUCGCAAAGCCUUUGUGUUUGUUCGUUGGAAAAGAUUUCAUUACGUUACUAAAAACUUUAGAUAGUGCUCCAAAAAAAUCAGCAGAAAGACGUCUAGCGGUUGCAUUAAGAGCAAACGCUCAUAGCACCCGACCACGGGUGGAUUUAAAAGCCAUCGGUUGGCGAGCAGCAGGAGCUAAAGCAAUAGCUAACUUGGUUUGUGUGAGUCCUAAAAAUCAGUUAAAUAAUUUUGUUAACGAGCUUCUAACCUGGGGACGUACUACUCGAUUGGCAAUUACUUUGACAGAUAAUGAAGAUAUUAAGAUCACUGCGUAUAAAACAAUGGUGGAUUUAAGACCAGGUUUAGCUUUAAAAAUGUUUUUGCGCUAUUUAAAAGUUGGAAAAUUUGGCAGUGAAUUUAUAAUCAUUUGGAAUACUGUGAAAUCUCUUAUUACUGAUCUGGAUCUUGCUAAGCGAUCCAGACUUUGUGAAAACUUAAAGAAUAUUAAAUGUGUGCCAGCUUCAAUUAAACCAGAGUAUUGUGUUCUUGUAUAUCAAGCUUUUACAAAAUUAAACGAACACGAAUGUCCAAUAUAUAAGCCAUCACUUAGCAUACUUUUCAAUAUAGAAAAUAUAUGUUAUGAUGUAAAUAAAUCAUUUUUCUGUAAUCUUGUAAACAAUAUAAUAGUAGAUACUGAGUUAUUGAAUCGUGACCAUUUCCUGAAACAACAAUCGUGUUUAUAUAUUCGGCUUAUCAUAAAGUACAUACUGCUUUGCGAUUCUGAGGAAUCUCAAAAGAUGAGAAUGAAGAGCUUAGAACAUGUUUUGCAACGACUGGAAGAAUAUUGGAAAAUAAUAGAUGAUGAUAAUUCGAAAUGUUUGUUUUUGGACACAGUUUUAGAAGCCUUGAAGUAUAACAAAGUAUUUUUUGACGUUAAGUAUGUCUCGUGCAUGCCUGUUUUUGAAAGAGUUCUUGCUUGGUUACAUGGUUUAUUGACUAUUGAGAAAUGGUUUGAUAUUUACAUUAAAUUACAUUUAACAAUGCUUUAUUACAAAGUGGCUCGAAUCUGUAUUAGUCAGAAACUCGAAUACUUUACUAGUGAUCUUCAAAAUCUUGACAAGGGUAUUGAUAUGUUUGGAAAUGUUUUUGGAAAAUUACUUGCCCGUGGUUAUGAAGAGCUACAAGCUAAAUAUUUUCAAACCAUAAGGGAAAUAUAUAGAGAAGUGUUAAUUGAAUAUUUUUAUAAUAAUUUUGAUUAUAUAUCCUUUGAUCAUAGUAAAGAGAGGUUUGUUAUAGCUGUUAUAAAAAGUAUUUUAGAAGAAAAAGAUGCUAUAGAAGCACAUUUUUUGGCUAGUCAUAUGUUUGUAAAACAUGAAAAGGAAUAUUUUAAAUACGGAUUAGAUUUAAGUGAUAUUAAGGAUAAUCUGAAAGAAUUAAAUAAUAAUGAAUUGCGGUUUUGCCUACAGAUACAAUUUUAAAUGAAAUAUGGCGUUGAUAUUUAUUUUACAUGUAUUGCAUUAGGAAGAAAGAAUACAUUGUAAAUUAAGGAAAAAUAACCAACUCAUUUUGUCAAAAACAAAUGCAUGUAAUUUAAUUAGGUAUUAUUGUAGUUGGAUGUCGGCACCCAUAUGUACAAUUUUAUAUAAAUAUUUUUUUUAUAAAGUUUAGUUAUUGACUGUUUUGCACGCCGUACAAUGCGGCUUGUUCCUUUUAUGAUCUAGUCAAAACGUCAAUAUAUCAGCUAAAUAGCUUCGCUUAUAAUCGUAAUAUCAUAAGAAAACCAUAUUUUCUAUGACGUUCUUAUAUACCAGUCGAUAGUGACCCUGCCUAUGAAGCAGGAGGUCGCAAGCUCUCAGAUUAAAAUCCUGAUAAGGGCAUUUAAUUGUAUGUUCAUCACAGAUAUUUGUUACUAAUUACUAAAAAUCUUAUUUACUGACAUUUAUUUAGUGUUGUCAUCGACAUUGCAUACAUUCACAUUUACAAAGAUGCAUUGGGGUAAUUUCGAAAGCUGGGGAAUAUUGAAAAUAUCUAUCGCUACUGCAGCGCUUACCAAGGCAUCUUACUUACUGUU
This is a messenger RNA of Cydia pomonella (codling moth), 5210 nucleotides long. RefSeq lists its product as uncharacterized. Bases 1039 to 4617 code for a protein of 1192 amino acids. The record is from RefSeq and is a predicted model, not a curated record. The transcript is spliced from 2 exons. Lineage: Eukaryota; Metazoa; Arthropoda; Insecta; Lepidoptera; Tortricidae.